GAGGGGGGUUGUAGAGCCACAUGGCCACAGACGGAGCUGUUCUUUAGAGGAGGAGGAGCAGCGCGAGCCGAGAAGAGCAGCAGCUGGACCCGCAUCACUCCGCUUUAUAAUCCGGAUCAUUCCCCCGGUUCUCAUUCAGGACACAUCAUGGGUGGCAAGCUGAGCAAGAAGAAGAAGGGAUAUGAUGUCAGCGACCCCAAGGACAAAAAGGAGGAGAGUGCAGUGGUUACCACAUCAGCUACCGAGCAGAAGGAUGAACCCACUGAGGCCAACAAGGCUGGGGCCAACACAACACAACAGGAGACUGCUGGUUCUGCUGAAACUCCAGCGGCAGGAGAACCAGCAGAACCAGAAGCUGCACCAUCGGAGGAAAAGGUAGAGGAGAAGAAAGAACCUACAGAAAGUGCCCAGCAACCUGUGACUGCAGUGGAGGCACACGCGGUGGCACCUGCCACAGAGGAACAGGCUCCAAAAGAGCCAGAGGCUGCACCGGAGAAACCAGCGGCAGCACCGGUGGAGGCUGCACCUGUCACAGUUGAGGCUAAAUCUGUACCAGAGGAACCAGUGCCUCCACCAGAGGAACCAGCAGCUUCCACGGUAGGGACUGUAAGUGCUCCAGUAGUGGAAUCUGCCUCAGCCCCGGAAGAGGAUGCACCUGCCCCCAAAGAACCGGCACCUGCCCCAGCAGAGACUGUAGCUGCCUCUGUGGAACCUGAACCUGCACCUGCCCCAGUGGAAUCAGUACCUGCCUCUGUGGAACCUGAACCUGCACCUGCCCCAGUGGAAUCAGUACCUGCCCCAGUGGAAUCAGUACCUGCCACAGUGGAAUCAGUACCUGCCCAAGUGGAAUCAGUACCUGCCCCAGCAGAGACUGUAUCUUCCCCAGUUGAGGAGGUUCCUGCUACAGUUGAGGAUGUUUCUGUCACAGUGGAAUCAGUACCUGCCCCAGUGGAAUCUGUUCCUGCCCCAGUGGAGACUGUACCUUCCCCAGUCGAGGAGGUUCCUGCCCCAGUGGAGACUGUAUCUUCCCCAGUUGAGGAGGUUCCUGCCCCAGUGGAAUCAGUACCUGCCCCAGUGGAGACUGUAUCAAGUCCAGUGGAAUCUGUACCACCUGAAGCAGAGGCUCCACCAGCCCCUGAAGAGCCUUCAGUUGUCCCAGUGGAGGCAAUAGCUACGCAAGUGGAAUCUGUCCCUGCUCCAGAAGAACCAGCAGCUUCACCACCAGAGCCUGAAGCUCUAUCACAAGAACCAACUGCUGCAGAACCAGAACCCACCAGAGAGGAACCUAUAGCUGCCCCAGAGGAGCCUGUAGAUCCCCCACAAGAACCACAAUCAGCAGAACCUGAAGUUGCAGUCGAGGAACCAGAAACAAAACCAGUAGCUGCCGAACCUGAAGAACCUAAGGCUGCACCAGAAGAGCCAAUUGCUGUACCAAACGAACCUGAACCAGAAGAACCUGUAGCUGCACCAAAAGAACCUGAACCAGAAGAGCCUGCCACUGCACCUGAGGAACCUGCAGCCACCCCAGAAGAGCCUGCAGCUUCCCCCGAAGAGCUUGCAGCAGUACAGGUAGUGGAAGAAGCCGUCCAGGAGGUUCUGAGCACCAUGGAAGCUGAGCAAGUAUCGGUCCCAGAGGUUCAGGAACCUGAGCCCGUCGCUGCAACUCCAGAACCUGAACCUGAACCUGCUGUUGCUUCUGAACCUGAACCUGCGGAGAAAGAGAAAGAGCCAGAGAGCGAAGAGCUCAUUCCUGAGAUUGUGAUUUCUGAAUCGGUUUCAGCCAAUGAGCUUUCGGCUGAGGAACCCGGCCCCGCCCCUGCCGAUACGGAAGAGAAGUUGGACAACGGAGAGUGUGACGGCGCUGGAGUAGAGGAGGUGCAAGAACCCUCAGAGCCUGAACCUAAAGUCAACGGGGAUUGUAAGGAGAAGGUCAAUGGAAACGCCAAUGGAGAUGCCCAGGAGUGUGUGAACGGAGUAGAGGUGGAAAAACACGCAGCUCAAGAACACACUGACUGUGACCUGAAAAAGGAUCUAAGCCUAGCUGCUGACCCCACCGCAGAUCUGGUGGUCAGCCAGGCCAUCGAUACGGCGUGAAAUAAGACAACCGUAUAAUGUGAAUUCCACACUGAUGCAAUUUACAACAAAAAGAAAAAAUGGCGUCCAACAAACAACACAGGCUUUCUGAAAAUAAACGUCCAAAAUGCCUGUCGUGGUCUUCUCAGGCAUUCUGGUAUUCUGGUCAACCCGAAAAAGAAGCGAAACCACUCCAGAGCGGAGAGAGCGACAAAAAAAGAGCGAGAGAGAGAAUUACAGAGAAGCUGAAAAAGAGGGAAGGAGCGAGAGAGCAGUAUUUGAAGUGUUUGUACCCUGCUCUGUUUGACGAAGGCUGUGCUGGUGAAUAUAUAAACCAGAAAAAUGUGAACAAUAGUUAUGCAUCAACUGACCACAGAAGUAAACGUUAAAAAAAAAACUGGACGUUAAAAAAAUUCUAAAUAAAAAAAAAAAUACAGAAAAAAAUGGAAACAUGAUUGGAAUGAAUAGUCUUGUGUUUGCGUGUGAAUCAGACUGUGAAUAUGAACCUGGGUUAUUGGGUUAGCUUUUAAUAGUAUAUAAUCUAAUUUAGAUUUCACAUAUCCUUUUUCUUCCGUAUCCACGUAACGAUCUUCAGCUUUUAAACGGGACGGGGCCAAAACCGUCAGGAAUGUUUUUAUCGUGAUGGCUUGGCUUAAAAAAAUAUAUAAAAAAAAGACUCUUGUACCUUUAAACCUUGGUGGUUUUAUUUCCACACCUUCCAUCUUUCAUCAUUGCCCGGAACGAGUGCCUAAAGACGGAGAUGGUCUUUUGUUAUCUUGUGUUAUAUUUAAAAAAUGAAAAACGUAUUUCAAAUAAAUGUAUGAGAAACCUUA
This is a messenger RNA of Astyanax mexicanus (Mexican tetra), 2906 nucleotides long. RefSeq names its product fibrous sheath CABYR-binding protein. Bases 148 to 2094 code for a protein of 648 amino acids. The transcript has 2 exons. Lineage: Eukaryota; Metazoa; Chordata; Actinopteri; Characiformes; Acestrorhamphidae. The record is from RefSeq and is a predicted model, not a curated record.